AAUUCAUUUUUAAUCCUUUAAUAGUCCACAAUAAUAUUGUCCUAAAGAGGGUACAUUGGAUUUUAAUUUUGCUUUCAAUAUGACGGCUGUCAAUGUUGCCCUGAUUCGUGAUACCAAGUGGCUGACUUUAGAAGUCUGUAGAGAAUUUCAGAGAGGAACUUGCUCUCGAGCUGAUGCAGAUUGCAAGUUUGCCCAUCCACCAAGAGUUUGCCAUGUGGAAAAUGGUCGUGUGGUGGCCUGUUUUGAUUCUCUAAAGGGUCGGUGUACUCGAGAGAACUGCAAGUACCUUCACCCUCCUCCACACUUAAAAACGCAGCUGGAGAUUAAUGGGCGGAACAAUCUGAUUCAACAGAAGACUGCCGCAGCCAUGUUCGCCCAGCAGAUGCAGCUUAUGCUCCAGAACGCUCAAAUGUCACCACUUGGUUCUUUUCCUAUGACUCCAUCACUUCCAGCUAAUCCUCCCAUGGCUUUCAAUCCUUACAUACCACAUCCUGGGAUGAGCCUCGUUCCUGCAGAACUUGUACCAAAUACACCUGUUCUGAUUCCUGGAAACCCACCUCUUGCAAUGCCAGGAGCUGUUGGCCCAAAACUGAUGCGUUCAGAUAAACUGGAGGUUUGCCGAGAAUUUCAGCGUGGAAAUUGUACCCGUGGGGAGAAUGAUUGCCGCUAUGCUCACCCUACUGAUGCUUCCAUGAUUGAAGCGAGUGAUAAUACUGUGACAAUCUGCAUGGAUUACAUCAAAGGUCGAUGCUCGCGGGAGAAAUGCAAGUACUUUCAUCCUCCUGCACACUUGCAAGCCAAACUCAAGGCAGCUCAUCACCAGAUGAACCAUUCAGCUGCCUCUGCCAUGGCCCUGCAGCCUGGUACACUGCAACUGAUACCAAAGAGAUCAGCACUGGAAAAGCCCAAUGGUGCCACCCCGGUCUUUAAUCCCACUGUUUUCCACUGCCAACAGGCUCUGACUAACCUGCAGCUCCCACAGCCGGCAUUUAUCCCUGCAGGGCCAAUACUGUGCAUGGCACCUGCUUCAAAUAUUGUGCCCAUGAUGCACGGUGCUACACCUACCACUGUGUCUGCAGCAACAACACCUGCCACCAGCGUUCCCUUCGCUGCACCAACUACAGGCAAUCAGCUGAAAUUCUGAACAGCAGAGUUAUGGAGUAUCAGAAUCUUUCCAUGGAAACCUCCAUAUGGCCUUUCUAUAUAUUUUCUCGUAUGUCUUAUUCUACCAACACAACAAUAAGCGUGUUGCAGUCAAUGUAUUAAGCAAAGCAAACCUACCAGCCAGCAAAUUCAGAUAAAAAAUAAAGCAUUAAAAAUCAAUGGAGAUGUUAAAACAACACGAAUAGAAAACUAGUAACUACCAUCCAUCCUAUUUGAAUUAUCAAGCAGAACAUGACCAUAAAAUUUGGUAACUUGUUACAUUACUCUUUGUGAUUUUCUAAUAACCAUGCUAAGUGUAUUUCCACAGUGAGCUGUUGGCUUACUAUAUACAUUCUUGGUGGAUAAAUUGUUCAUCUGUUUUUGAAGUGUUACCUUACUGUUUUGUUUACAAGAUAGUCUAUUGGUUUGAUUCAGGAUGUAACAAAUAUAUUCAGUACCAUUUCUUGUAUUGUGUUGUGCUGUGUUAGGUUUUUACAUACGUAGUGUUUUGCCGUAUAUGUAUGGUGUUUGAUUUCAACUAAAGUGUUAUUAGUGGGGAACAGAACUAUAUGUGCUUAAAACCAUGACAGGUUCAUGCAAAUAUGCUCUCUUUCUUUAGAAUAUUUCUGUAGGUUUCUUGGGACUGACAUUUAAAAUGCCUCAUUUUUGAAUGUGCACAAAACCUGUUCAUUAACAUGCAUGUGUAUAAUUUGUACCUGCAGAUCUGAUGUUGCAUAAUACAAUCAAAUUGCUAGAUUUUUUAAAGAGAGAAAUAAUUACCUGCACAAAGCAGAGAACUUCAUAAAACAUUAACCCCUAUUUCACUCUUCUUAAAUAGCUUGGAAAAUAAGACUUUACCUUUAAAUGAAUUUCUCAGCAUUUAUAGUAAAAAUUAUGUAAAGUGCCCAUUAGACUUUUUGUGUGUGUGGCUUGAGAAUCCUAUCUCCUAGGUUGAGUGUCUAAAACUCAGCCAUUUUGUCAUCUUCAGCUGAGAAACUGGUACUUGGGAGCUUAAAAAUAUGCUAAUUACAAGUUAUAAAUCAAACAGAGAGAUGGGGGCGUGGAGAUAGUUCUUACAUACUCGAGGAAAGUGUGUAAAACCAUGGCAAUGUCACCUUUUACACAAAUGCCAUUUUCCAAAUGCAAAUGGCUCAUGCUCUUUAGGCUACUCUUUGAAUAACAAGUAAGAAGCAAUCUAGCAAAAGUCAGUCGGGGUGAAAGAGAAUUGGUUACAAAUAACGACUUUCCUCCCCAAAUGGACAGUCUUCUCUAUUGAUCACAGAGGGAGCCUGAGUACAGGCUUGGAGAAAUGGCUAGGACAGGGAACAGGGAAGCACUUACAAUUAUUCCUUGAUUUAUUCAAAAGAACUGGGAAAGAUGGUUGUAAUGGUCUUUAGCUUCGGUUCAACUGAAUUUCGUUUUGUUAAACAGUUCAGUGAAGGAGAAAGCACCUGUGAUAUAUGGCAAGUGUCCCCCUGCCCAAACUUUAACAUCAGACCCUCUCACAUCAUAA
Molecule: messenger RNA, 2656 nt
Organism: Mandrillus leucophaeus (drill)
Lineage: Eukaryota; Metazoa; Chordata; Mammalia; Primates; Cercopithecidae
Gene: MBNL3
Product: muscleblind-like splicing regulator 3
Exons: 8
Coding region: 80-1144 (354 amino acids)
Molecular function (GO): metal ion binding
Source: RefSeq, a predicted model, not a curated record